AUGGAGCGGCGAAGCCAGGGGCUGAUGCUGCUGCUGGCUGCCCUGGCCGGCGCGCAGUAUGAGAAGUACAGCUUCCGCGGCUUCCUGGCUUCGCUGGAGCAGUACAAGGGUGAGGGCUGGAAGCAGAGCAUCCCCACCCUGGAUGCCAGCCUGCGCCUCCACCACCUGCUGCGUAACAGCGAGGCGCACUGCCACCAGGAGUGCGCUGCCAGCAGUGGCAAGGCGCCAAGGGAGCCCUGGCUUGAAGAGCCGGGCCCCGGCGCCGCACCGGACGAGGGGCUGGCUGAGCUGGAGCUCUUUGGGCAAGUCCUGCACGACUUCCAGCGACACACCCCUUACCUGUACCUGCACUACGAGCUCUAUAAGUGGCUCUGCAUCGCAACCCUGGCCUUUCUUGGUGGAUCAACUUUGCAUUGUUACAGAUGCAAAUUCACCUUUUUCGACCUCCCCUGCUACACCACAAAUGUUACCUGCCAGGCUGGAGAGGUUUGUGCCACCAUCACUGGAUCAGCAGUUGGCCACAAGGUGAUCAAGAAGAAGGAUUGUGUCGCCCAGGAGAAAUGCAGCACAAACUCCACUGACUCCUUUGCAAGCAUCAAAUACACCACCUCUUAUAAAUGCUGCGAAGGAAGUGCCUGCAAUGCAGCCACCACCCUGUCCUCCGCUCAUCUUUCCCUAUCCAUGGGGCUGGCACUGCUGGGCAUCUGGUUUGCUCAGCUGCUCUAA
Messenger RNA from Euleptes europaea (tarantolino), 726 nucleotides. RefSeq names its product endoplasmic reticulum protein SC65-like. Bases 1 to 726 code for a protein of 241 amino acids. The record is from RefSeq and is a predicted model, not a curated record. Lineage: Eukaryota; Metazoa; Chordata; Lepidosauria; Squamata; Sphaerodactylidae. The transcript is spliced from 4 exons.